AUGUAUGAAAUUUUGAGAGUAUUUUUAUGUUUAAUUGCACAUUUGUAUAAAUGCGCGAAAUCCCGGAGCUUCGUGGGCCACAGCGCGCACGUGACCAACGUCAGGUGGACCAACGAUUCCGAGUACGUGGUGUCUGUCGGGGGAGCCGACCACGCCGUCUUCCUGUGGAGAUUUCGACCCUCAAGAAAGUCCUCUCCCAGGAUGGACUUAGUGAGGCUUCCGUCCUCCGUUGAAGACGAGUCUGACGACGAUGUCCUGGACACGGAGGACGAGCUCGAGGGCAUUCCCGAGCUCACCCUCGACCUAGAGGAAGAGCUCGCCGGGUCGACAAGAUCGUCCGGGUUGGUGUGGUGA
Penaeus vannamei (Pacific white shrimp) is the source of this 354-nucleotide messenger RNA. The record is from RefSeq and is a predicted model, not a curated record. Lineage: Eukaryota; Metazoa; Arthropoda; Malacostraca; Decapoda; Penaeidae.